Messenger RNA from Aspergillus thermomutatus, 1413 nucleotides. Its product is annotated as MT-A70 family. The transcript has a single exon. Lineage: Eukaryota; Fungi; Ascomycota; Eurotiomycetes; Eurotiales; Aspergillaceae. Gene Ontology annotation, molecular function: methyltransferase activity. The coding region runs from base 1 to 1413 and encodes 470 amino acids. The record is from RefSeq and is a predicted model, not a curated record. Gene Ontology annotation, cellular component: RNA N6-methyladenosine methyltransferase complex; nucleus.
AUGAUGCCACAAAACUCCAUUCUCUACCAAAAUGCAGAAAAAACUGUUUUCUUGAUUGAUAUCCCGACGUCUAUUGCGUCCGCACAGGAACUUUCGCCGGUGCAGUUGGGAGCCACACCGUGCAUUUCUUACCCUGCCGGGAAGAAACAUACCACAUCCACUGCCGGGAUAGAUAAUCACAAAAAACGUCUUCUCUUAUCUUCCAACUCCCUAGAGAAGCCGUACGCGGUAUCCACGGAGCCAAAAACGGAUGCUGCGAGGGCUAGACUUCUCGACAGGAUUCCGGUCUCUGAACGGGUCUUCCAGACCGAGAUCAUUGAGCCUCUGGUUCGGGGGGCAUUGCAGGAGAUUAGCGGCGGCUACUCGGAGUCUGCAGACUGGUGUCGCGUGAGAGAGAUUCGAGAGGAAGAGACGCAGCUGAAGAGGAGACGAGACGGGCCUUGGAGCGGUACGGUCUCGUGUGAGGACGGGUGCUCAGCGGAUAGUGCGCUGGGUGUAUCUGCUCCUACUAGCCCGCCGGUUAUCCUGUCUCCGGGAUUGAAUAUGUUCGGAUCCAUGCCGGAACUUUGCAACGUUGUGGUUAGGAAUACGUCUUCGACGCAAGCUUUGCUGGGUGUCGGCUGCAAGCUGGAGGCCGAGCACUGUGAGGUAAUGACGGCGCAUCGGCAUGUCUUCUUCGUGCCGCCAUUGUCUACUUUCUUGCUUUGCUCGCUGCCGCUAUCAGCGGAGGACGAGGCGAGUCAGGACCCGAUUCCGGGUCUAUCUCAGGACCGCAAAUUCAACUUGAUCCUCCUCGACCCGCCCUGGUCGAACCGCUCCGUUCGUCGCAGCGGGCAUUACCAGACACAGUCCUAUUCUGACAUAGGCUCACUGUCGAAGCGCAUAGAGGAUAUUCUGAAGAUCCAUCUGUCGCACGACCCGGUAGGGCUAGGGGACCACACGCAAGCGCCGGAGUGUGUAUCCAUCGCAGCAAUCUGGGUAACCAACGCACCAAAGGCACGCAGGGCUGCAUACGACGCCAUUAAGGGAGCAGGGUUAUCCGUGUACGAAGAAUGGGUGUGGAUCAAGACGACGACGAAGGGCGAGCCCAUCACGCCGCUGGACGGGCUAUGGCGGAAGCCGUAUGAGAUUCUUGUUAUUGGGAGGAGAAUGGAUCGGCUGUCUGAUGCGACCGAUGCUAUUACCCGGAGGGUCAUCGCGGGCGUCCCGGAUGUGCAUUCUCGAAAGCCAAAUCUCAAGGAGGCUUUUGAGCAGGUAUUCUUCACCAGGUCAGGGUCUGGCCCGACGACGGGCGAUACUUGUAUGGCGUACUCUGCGUUGGAAGUCUUUGCGCGUAAUUUGACUGCCGGUUGGUGGGCCUGUGGUAAUGAAGCUUUGAAGUUCAAUUCAGAAGACUGGUGGGUUGAAGCCUAA